CAAAAACAAAUACAACAAACAUGUCCUAUCCAAUUCCAACUCCAUACGAAUGGUCAACCACUCUCGAUAUUGGCAAUGCUGAAUUAAACGAACAACAUAAGAAACUCUUCACUUUAAUCAAUGCCUUGGAUGCCAAGAGAAGUUGUGGCACAACAUUGAAGGAAUUAUUAGAUUACGUUGUUUUCCACUUCAAGACUGAAGAAGAUUUGUUUGCUAAGGCUGGUUGGUCUGAAUCUGCCUCUCAUAAGGAAACUCAUGAUAAGUUUGUUCAGGAUGCUUUGGCAUUGACAAGCGUUGGAGAUGGUGAGAUGCAAUUUAUUAAGCAAUGGUUGAUUACUCACAUUUGUGCCUCUGAUAUGAAGUAUAAGGGUGUUAUUUAAAUAUUAUCCUUUUUUGUAAUUUUAGUAAAAAAACAAUUUUGUAAA
This is a messenger RNA of Naegleria gruberi, 425 nucleotides long. RefSeq lists its product as uncharacterized. NCBI's taxonomy places the organism in Eukaryota, Heterolobosea, Eutetramitea, Acrasida, Naegleriidae. The transcript has a single exon. The record is from RefSeq and is a predicted model, not a curated record. Bases 21 to 380 code for a protein of 119 amino acids. Gene Ontology annotation, molecular function: iron ion binding.